AUGAACCCAGGUUCAGGCCCUCCCCCUCGGAGUGGGGCGUUUAAUUGUGAUCCCCCAGACCAGAACCUGCUCCAAACCCGCCUCGGCGCCUGCACACUGGACCUUCAGCUGGUGUUGGGUGUGUGUCCCGCUCCUCGAGACGUUUGGCUGUUUUGCUGGCUCGUUGUGCAGCCGUCCAUCAUGCAGGUGUCUGCGGCCCUCCUGCUGCUGCUGCAGGGAUGCUGCACGGCCGUCAGGGGGUGGAAGGGGCUGCGGAACAGCGCCACGGAGCUUUUACCGGACUUGAACAGAGACAGCCCCCGGGGAGACCCGCAGGUUCUGCAGAGCCCGAACGGCCAGAACCACACGGUGGAGAACAGGGCGAAAAACGGAGGCAGAGCUUCCAACACCGUUUCUUACAGCGCCUCGGAGAUGAGCUGCAGGGAGCUGCGUUCCACCCGUUACAUCACCGACGGGUCCUGUCGCAGCGCCAAGCCCGUCAGAGAGCUGGUCUGCUCGGGUCAGUGCCUCCCCACCCACCUCAUGCCCAACUCCAUCGUCCGCGGGAAGUGGUGGAGGAGCAGCGCCACGGACUACCGCUGCAUCCCGGCGCACUCCCGGACUCGCCGGGUCCAGCUGCAAUGUCCGAACGGCAACACUCGGACUUACAAAAUCCGCGUGGUCACCUCUUGCAAGUGCAAGCGUUUCAGGCCCCACCACAACCUGUCAGUGGCCAAGGAGGUGCCGAGGAGGCAACCCAACAAGAAGCACAGCCGUUCGCAGCAGGAUCGGAGCAAGAACAACACGCCGCUGAUGGGCAACUCAUACUGAGGCGUCCCGAAAGUAUGCGGGGACAGAGACCAAAGCACACUCAUACUCAUGUUACCAAAAAGCCAACAUAUCUCCUUCACACAGCGAGGGGAUGCAAGAGAAAAUUCAGAGAUACAUAAGCUAAUCACCAGGCUGAGUCAUCAGCCUACUUAUCGUUAGCAUACUUGUUUGCUUUUCUGCAUGAACAAUGAGUCGGCGCCAGCUUGGACUUGCAACGACUGAUCAGGAGGUGUCAAAUAAUACCGUAAAAGUAUCUCAUCACCCCCAAACUGCCCCAAAUCUCCCAGGACUCGGUUGAGACUUCCUCUCGAAGACAUAAGAGAUCCUCCCUGAAACUUCCACACACCCCCGAACUGCUCAGUUUAAAUUGUGUAAAGGUGCAUCUUCUCUCCAGAGAAGAUACAAGAUAAUCCAUCUCCUUGAAGGGAGACAGCAACAGAUCUGAGGUCUCCUCCUACAACUUGACACAAAGAGUCAGAUAAGACGGAAAAAUGAAGUUUUAUCUGCAGUGACACCGGGUUACUGGGUUUUCCUUCGAGUCCCCAUAAUUUGCCCAUUCCUGUUUUAGGAUCGGAGUCACGUGAAGCCGUUUCCUCCAGAUUUAGCCAGUUCCUGUUCGCUGGAAUCACACAGAAAGAAAGUGGGUACCUAAGGGCUGGAAGCUCUCCUUCACAGCCAGAGCAGCGAUCGAGCCAUCCGCAGGCAAAAUCCACCCGCAGGACCGAAGAAACCUCCGCUCUGCUUUCUGUAAAUAGCACAGACAGGAAAAAUAGACCAACUGGAAACAAUCAUCCAGUUUUAUCAUUGUAAAGGUUGGUGGAGUCCGGUGAGGAAGCAGAGAUUCCUCGGCCUGUCACGAUAGGCGACACAACCACCUAUCUGCAGCAAAACGGACUGAACUUUACGCAGUGUAUUCCCAAUGUUUCCGCAUGUUGCCAGAUGUUUUUUCCUGCUCAUAUUGCUUCAAUUGUUUGCUUCUUUUUUGACACCCACCCUUCCCCCACCCCCCAAAAAAAAGCAACUGGAAGGGGUUCGACAUGUACUGUAAGCUGAGAGCUGCAGCAGCCUUGUUGAAGAGAAACUGGGAUCCACAGAGAUACAAAGAAGGACUCUUUUCAAAGAAUGAACUGCAUAUUUAUUUUUUAUUUCUACAUUUAAAUUAUUUAUGCAACCUUUUGUAGUAAAUGAUAUCCAUAAUUGUCAUUUAGUGUGAUAGAGAAAAUGAAAACUGUACAGUACAUGAAUAAAGUAAAG
This is a messenger RNA of Nematolebias whitei (Rio pearlfish), 2064 nucleotides long. It is a transcript of the gene sost, whose product is annotated as sclerostin. NCBI's taxonomy places the organism in Eukaryota, Metazoa, Chordata, Actinopteri, Cyprinodontiformes, Rivulidae. Gene Ontology annotation, molecular function: BMP binding. The record is from RefSeq and is a predicted model, not a curated record. Gene Ontology annotation, biological process: ossification; negative regulation of BMP signaling pathway; negative regulation of Wnt signaling pathway. Bases 1 to 810 code for a protein of 269 amino acids. The transcript has 2 exons.